Austrofundulus limnaeus is the source of this 1663-nucleotide messenger RNA. It is a transcript of the gene ruvbl1, whose product is annotated as RuvB-like AAA ATPase 1. Lineage: Eukaryota; Metazoa; Chordata; Actinopteri; Cyprinodontiformes; Rivulidae. Gene Ontology annotation, molecular function: ATP-dependent activity, acting on DNA; ATP binding; ATP hydrolysis activity. The record is from RefSeq and is a predicted model, not a curated record.
UUGUUUCCCCUAGUAACUCACAUGGAAACCUGUGUUUUGAGUUUCGGCGCGGACCACUACAAUAAGAAAUUAUCCGAAGCAAAGGCGGCUUUUUCACCUUAAGAGUGAGCAGCGGUUUCGACACUAUACAAUUAUUAUAAACUGCACAGCUAUGAAAAUCGAGGAGGUAAAAAGUACCACGAAAACUCAAAGGAUCGCCUCACAUAGUCACGUCAAAGGACUCGGGCUCGACGAGGCCGGGAAUGCUAAACAGACAGCAUGUGGACUGGUCGGCCAGGAGGCUGCAAGAGAGGCCUGUGGCAUCAUUGUUGAGAUGAUCCGCUUCAAAAAGAUGGCAGGAAGGGCAGUUUUACUGGCAGGACCACCUGGAACAGGAAAGACGGCCCUCGCAUUGGCUGUGGCGCAGGAGUUGGGAAACAAGGUGCCUUUCUGCCCCAUGGUUGGCAGUGAAGUCUACUCGACUGAGAUMAAAAAAACAGAAGUACUGAUGGAGAAUUUCAGGAGGGCAAUCGGGCUGCGCAUCAAAGAAACCAAGGAGGUGUACGAAGGAGAAGUGACAGAGCUGACCCCCUGUGAGACGGAGAAUCCUAUGGGCGGCUACGGCAAAACAAUCAGCCACGUCAUCAUCGGCCUAAAGACCGCCAAAGGCACGAAGCAGCUCAAGCUGGAUCCCAGUAUUUACGAGAGUCUUCAGAAGGAGCGUGUGGAAGUGGGAGACGUCAUCUACAUCGAAGCCAACAGUGGAGCUGUUAAGAGACAAGGGCGCUGUGACACCUUUGCGACAGAGUUUGACCUGGAGGCAGAGGAGUACGUCCCACUGCCCAAAGGUGACGUCCACAAAAAGAAGGAGAUAGUCCAAGACGUCACGCUGCACGACCUGGAUGUUGCAAACGCUCGACCCCAGGGAGGUCAGGAUAUCCUGUCUAUGAUGGGACAACUGAUGAAGCCCAAGAAGACAGAAAUCACAGAUAAGCUUCGCGCUGAAAUCAACAAGGUGGUGAACCGCUACAUAGACCAAGGCGUGGCCGAGCUCGUACCCGGUGUGCUGUUUGUGGACGAGGUGCACAUGUUGGACAUCGAGUGCUUCACCUACCUGCACCGCGCCCUGGAGAGCAGCAUCGCCCCCAUCGUUGUGUUCGCCUCAAACAGGGGGAACUGUUUGAUCAGAGGGACGGAGGACAUCAGCUCUCCACACGGGAUCCCUCUGGACUUGCUGGACAGAGUUAUGAUAAUUCGCACCAUGUUGUACACGCCUCAGGAGAUGAAGCAGAUCAUCAAGAUUCGCUCUCAGACGGAGGGGAUCAGCAUCAGCGAGGAAGCGCUCACACACCUGGCAGAGAUCGGCAACAAGACCACCCUCAGGUAUGCUGUGCAGCUGCUGACACCAGCCAGCCUACUGGGCCGAGUUCAGGGGAAAGAGACGGUGGAGAAGGAGCAGGUGGAGGAAAUUAACGAGUUGUUCUACGACGCCAAGUCUUCUGCUAAAAUCCUCCAAGACCAACAUCACAAGUUUAUGAAAUAAAACCACGGUUCCAUUUUUUUUUCCUCACAGGCUGGAUGUGAAAGCUCUGAUCCACAGUUUGUUCCUUUUAUCUUUCCAUUUUUUUUCCUCUGUGUCAUUUACUGUAGUUCUGUUCAAAUAAAUUUAAAGUUUUGUUCUUAU